CGUCGAGCAAAUGCAGAAUUUUCGCCGCGACGCAGACGGUACCAUGCGUUGAUGCCGCGGUAGCAUCGCCUUGCCCGUUGUGGCUGGUGUCUCCUGAAUUUUCUCUCGUGCCUUGCGUGGCGACCCGCUCGUAGCCGACGCUCCCCCGGCCAAAUUUUCUCGUCAUUCCACGAUCUCGGUAUUCCACCAGAUAGCAGCGAGGCAGCUCGGCACGUUAUUGUGGGACCACAAUGCAGAAAAUUCUCUUAGACCACGCUCACCAGAGCGUGGGGAAGCGAAGUGCUGGAAUUGCCGCUGGCUGGCGGCGCAAACGCGCUUGACAAGUCAUCGGCAGCAUCAUUCAAAUAGACCUGGCGAACCGUGGGUGCGGGUUAUCAUAUUAUUUCAUGGCAUUCUUGUGACUGCAUAUUCCUAAUCCCUGAUCCCAAGCUUCACUAUCUUUGAUCCGUCUGUUCGCGGUCGAGAUGGACGUCACGCCUGCUCCUGGUCCCCUCCAGGAGACCAUCCUGCCCAAGAUGGACCAGAAGUCGGAGAAAUCUGACAUUCACUCGUCAAGCGAUCUCGAAAAGCAGGUCCAUGGCCCGGAGGCGCAUCUGCAGAGGAAGCUGAAGAGCCGCCAUCUACAAUUCGUCGCCAUUGGUGGCACUGUCGGAACUGGUGUCUUUAUCGCCUCUGGCGGAUCAAUUGCAACUGCCGGACCGGUCGGUGCACUUCUCGCAUACAUCUUCGUCGGAACCCUCGUUUACGCCGUCAUGCUCUCGCUCGCCGAGAUGUCUACAUACCUGCCCAUCGCCGGAGCCUUCACGCAAUAUGCCGCUCGGUUUGUCGACCCCAGUCUCGGGUUCUCCAUGGGAUGGAUCUACUGGUUCAGCUGGUCCAUCACCUACGCUCUCGAAAUCACGGCUGCGGGCCUCAUUAUCCAGUGGUGGAAUUCUGACCUGAGCGUCGGCAUCUUCAUCACCAUUUUCUGGGUCCCGAUUACGCUCGUGAACUUCUUGCCCGUUGAUCUGUUUGGAGAAUUCGAGUUCUGGUUCGCCUCGCUCAAAGUCAUUGCGCUUAUCGGAUUCAUGAUCUUCUCCAUCUGUAUCAACGCUGGAGCCGGUCAGCAGGGAUAUCUUGGAUUCAAAUACUGGCACAACCCAGGGGCAUUCGCGCCGUAUCUCACCGAUGGGCCGAAAGCAAAGUUCGUGGGAUUCUGGGCAGUGCUGAUACAGGCUGGCUUUGCCUUCCAAGGAAGCGAAUUGGUGGCUAUUGGUGCAGGCGAGUCGUCAAACCCGAAGAUGACGAUGCCAAAGGCCAUCCGACGGACGUUCUGGAGUAUCUUCCUUCUCUUCGUGUUCACGGUCUUCUUCAUCGGCAUCCUCGUUCCUUACGACAACGAAGACCUCUUGACCGGCGAUACGAAUGCCGGCUCGUCUCCUCUCGUCAUCGCGGCGCAACUCGCAGGAGUUCAGGUGCUCCCUGAUAUUCUCAACGCUGUCCUUCUGACCGUCGUCCUCUCCGCUGCCAGUUCCAACGUCUAUUCCGGAAGCCGUAUCCUCGUCGGUCUGGCGGAGGAGCGCUGCGGACCUCAAUUCCUCAAGCGCACUACGAGGCGAGGCGUUCCGUAUAUCUCGACGGCUAUCACGGCUGCGAUGGGUCUGCUCGCAUACAUGAACCUGUCUAGCCACGGUGGCGAGGUCUUCAACUGGUUCCUGAACAUUAUUAGUGUUGCGGGCUUCAUUGCGUGGUCCUGCAUCUGCAUCUGCCACCUCCGGUUCAUGAGUGCGCUCAAGGCGCAGAACUUCGAUCGCGACACGCUUCCGUACAAGUCCUGGGGCGGUCGCACCCUCGCUUGGUACGGUCUGGUGUUCUGCGUCAUCAUCACCAUCACACAGGGCUUUACCGCGUUCGUCCCAUGGGUCACGGAGGACUUUUUCAUCGCCUACAUCAGCUUGAUCCUGUUCGUCAUUCUGUACGCCGGGCACAAAAUUGUAACGCGGUCCAAGUUCAUCAACCCGGCUGAAGCGGAUCUGGUCUCUGGAAGAUUCCAGGAGGAGCUGGCAGAAACAUGGGAGGAUAGCCCGAGGAGCCGGUGGAAGAAGGUCCUGAAUGCAAUUUUCUGAGCAUGAGGCCGAUUUGAUGGGGAUCUCCAAAAGUCGUUUCGAAUCGCAUCGCAUUUGUUUCGAAUAGCAUCGCAUAGCAUGGGAG
Trematosphaeria pertusa is the source of this 2190-nucleotide messenger RNA. Its product is annotated as histidine permease. Gene Ontology annotation, cellular component: membrane. The transcript has 2 exons. Gene Ontology annotation, biological process: amino acid transmembrane transport. The record is from RefSeq and is a predicted model, not a curated record. Gene Ontology annotation, molecular function: amino acid transmembrane transporter activity. The coding region runs from base 465 to 2105 and encodes 546 amino acids. Lineage: Eukaryota; Fungi; Ascomycota; Dothideomycetes; Pleosporales; Trematosphaeriaceae.